Molecule: messenger RNA, 1047 nt
Organism: Symbiodinium sp. CCMP2456
Lineage: Eukaryota; Dinophyceae; Suessiales; Symbiodiniaceae
Source: the annotation of a GenBank genome assembly
AUGCCCUCCCAGGCACAACUCCAGCGGCUGCUGACCACGAAUCGGGUCCAGAGGCUUCAUCCCGCUACCGCUGCCUUCCAGCAGCUCCUGGCUGGAGAGGCCAAAUCCGGCGAUGGCUUCCGUGCCGAGCUUUGGUUCCGCAGGAUGGUUUGGAGCAAGUGUGCACCGGACGCCGCCAGCUACACUUCUGUCAUUGCAGCCUUUGCUCGCGCAGGCGCACCCAGCAACGCCGAAAUUUGGAUCCGACGAAUGGAGCUUCGCGGCGUGCGGGUGCCCGUCGCCGCUUGCAACGCCGUCCUCGACGCUUUCGCGAAGCGCGGACGUCUUCGUGCCGCCGAGUGGUGGUACACCUUCAUGAUGGACUCCGACGUCCAGCCUGACCGCAUCAGCUUUUGUGCCUUGCUCAACGCUGCGGCAAAGGCCUCGAAGCCGGCGCGUGCAGAGGUGUGGCUCAGCAAGAUGACCGAUCACCAGAUCUGCCCCGACCUGAUAGCCUGCAACGCAUUGAUGUCCGCUAAGGCGCGGCGUGGCGAUGCAGCUGGCGCGGAAGAUGUUCUCCAGGUUCUUCGCACUUCACGGCAGCAACCGGACCUGGUGUCCUACAACACGUUGAUCCACGCCUUCUCGCGGAAGGGUGAUGUGAGUGGGGCACGACGCUACCUUGAAUACCUCCUUCAGGAGGGACCGUCUCCCGAUGUCAUCAGCUUCAACUGCGUGAUGGAUGCUUUCGCCCGUCAGGGCCUUGCGCGCGAGGCCGAUGAGCUCUUAAAUCGGAUGGCCGACCACGUGAAGCCCACGACGAUCACCUACAACGCUGUGAUCAGCGCGCACUGUCGAGCUGGAUCUCUGAACUCUGCGCGUGGGCUUCUCAAGCAGAUGGCCGGGCAGCAGCUGGCUCCCGACACAGUCACCUUCACUCCGAUUCUGACGGAGCUGACCCGCCUGCGGGACUUUCGAGGCCUGCGUGCAGUCUUUCAGCAGAUGCUCUCUGCCCGGUUGACGCCGGACUCGUCCGUGGAAUGGAUCUUGGCCUUGGGACCUGUUUAA